AUGAAGCUCGACACAGGCGCCCUACGCUACCUCACCACUGAAGACUGGCGAGUCCUGCAAGCCGUUGAACAAGGAAGCAAGAACCAUGACUUGGUUCCAACCCCCUUGAUCCAGCAGAUCGCCGGUCUGCGAGGCGGUAGUGGCGUGCACCGAAAUAUCUCCAACCUCGCCAAGGUCGGCUUGAUCGCGAAAGUGAAGAAUGCGAAAUACGACGGCUACCGCCUAACCUACGGCGGCCUCGACUACCUCGCACUCAACACCCACCGCAAAUCCUCCCACAUCUACAGCCUAGGAAACCAAAUCGGCGUCGGCAAGGAAAGCGACAUCUACAUCACCGCCUCCCCCUCCAACCGGCCCUUGGUCCUCAAACUCCACCGUCUCGGCCGCAUCUCCUUCCGCACAGUGAAAGCCAACCGCGACUACCUCCGCAAUCGCCAGACGGGGUCAUGGAUGUACCUAUCCCGCCUCGCGGCGCAAAAAGAACAUGCGUUUAUGAAGGUGCUGUAUAGAGAGGGUUUCCCUGUUCCGGAGCCUGUGGCGUGGAAUAGACAUACGGUCGUUAUGGAGUUCAUUGAUUCCUUCCCGUUGCGGCAAAUCGACAGUGUGCCGGAUCCUGGCAAGCUGUACGCAGAACUUAUGGAGAUCAUCGUCCGUCUUGCACAACGAGGAUUGAUCCAUGGGGAUUUCAACGAAUUCAAUAUCCUUGUUAAAGAAAUCCCGGACGCGAAAGCUGAGGGAGGGGUCAGGUUAGAACCGAUUGUGAUCGAUUUCCCGCAGACGGUCAGUACCAACCAUGUCAAUGCUGAGAUGUAUUUUGAUCGGGACGCGGCUUGCGUGAAGAGGUAUUUUGAGAGGCGGUUCAAGUUUACUGUUGAAGAGCCUGGACCGUUUUUCAAGGAUGCGAUCAAGGGCGCGGACCCGGAACGGAGGUUGGAUGUGGAGGUUGAGGCUAGUGGGUUUUCGAGGAAGAUGGCGAAGGAGUUGGAGAGGUUUGUUGAGGUUGUGCCUGGGGGUGGAGAGGGCGAGGGUGAGGUUGAGGUGGUGGAUGAGGAUGGGCAGGGAGUGGAUGAUGCGCACGAAGGGGAGGUAGAGGAUGAUGAUGAGGAAGUGGAUGAGGACGAGCAAGACCCGCAGGCCAACGAUCCUGAGAUGAUUGAGCGGCUUGAAUCUUUGAACGUGGACGAUGAUGUUGCGGUCAAACCAGUACGACUACAGGAUUUCGGGCUCGUGCCUUUCGAUCUACCGCAAGAACCAGAUGUGGUGGCUGCGCAGGUGAAGACGAAGAAGAAGGCUUCUGGGUGGGCAAUAUAG
Messenger RNA from Recurvomyces mirabilis, 1311 nucleotides. It is a transcript of the gene rio2, whose product is annotated as Serine/threonine-protein kinase rio2. The coding region runs from base 1 to 1311 and encodes 436 amino acids. Gene Ontology annotation, molecular function: ATP binding; protein serine/threonine kinase activity. Gene Ontology annotation, biological process: protein phosphorylation; maturation of SSU-rRNA. Gene Ontology annotation, cellular component: cytosol; nucleus; preribosome, small subunit precursor. NCBI's taxonomy places the organism in Eukaryota, Fungi, Ascomycota, Dothideomycetes, Mycosphaerellales, Teratosphaeriaceae. The record is from RefSeq and is a predicted model, not a curated record. The transcript has 3 exons.